AUGGAGAAGCAAAAGUGGAUGAUUGAUGAAAAGGCCAAGGCCCAGGUCCGAGCUGAGCUUUAUUUUGGGCUGGGCUUCUUGACAGUCCAGACCCUCGGGUUCAUGAGGCUCACUUUCUGGGAACUAAGCUGGGAUGUGAUGGAGCCCAUAUGCUUCUUUGUUACCUCAUUCGGCUUCGCUCUUGCUUAUCUUUUCUUCCUCAAGACCUCCACAGAACCCACCUUUCAGGGCUUCUUCCAUCACCGGUUUAAGGCCAAGCAAGAGCGUCUCAUGAAGACACACAACUUUGACAUGAGUAGGUACAACGAGUUAUUUAAGGCAUGCUAUACAAAUUAUCAUGGUGGUGCCAAAUUUGAAUCUUCUUAUCCCUUCCACUACCCUGGGGAGACACAUCUAACUGAUCUAAGAGCCUUGCAUCGUUGA
Molecule: messenger RNA, 423 nt
Organism: Glycine soja
Lineage: Eukaryota; Viridiplantae; Streptophyta; Magnoliopsida; Fabales; Fabaceae
Product: calcium uniporter protein 4, mitochondrial-like
Exons: 1
Coding region: 1-423 (140 amino acids)
Biological process (GO): mitochondrial calcium ion homeostasis; calcium import into the mitochondrion
Cellular component (GO): uniplex complex; mitochondrial inner membrane
Molecular function (GO): uniporter activity; calcium channel activity
Source: RefSeq, a predicted model, not a curated record